ACACAGCUCACAAAUAAACAAAAUCAUAUAUUGAUAACAAAAUGGAAGCUGGUGGUAGUGUGAACAUGAAAACCAAUGAUAAUCUUCCUCUGCCUCCGUCGUUUGCUCAGUCACCAACGCCGGAGCUUCAACGUCCGAUAUGGCAGAUUAUAAUGGUGGCUGCCAUUGCUGCCGGUGUUCAGUUUGGGUGGGCCCUUCAGCUUUCCUUGCUCACCCCUUAUGUUCAGCUUCUAGGAAUCCCACAUACUUGGGCUUCUUUCAUUUGGUUAUGUGGCCCGGUUUCCGGGAUGAUCGUACAGCCAAUCGUUGGUUACUACAGCGAUAGGUGCACGUCCCGGUUUGGCCGCCGGCGACCCUUUAUCGCCGGCGGGGCGGUUCUUGUUGCCAUGGCCGUGUUCCUGAUCGGCUAUGCGGCCGACAUUGGUGUCGCGUCUGGUGACAAAACCGGGACAGCUCCAAAACCAAGAGCUAUCUCGGUUUUCGUGAUAGGGUUUUGGAUACUGGAUGUUGCCAACAAUAUGCUGCAGGGACCCUGUCGUGCAUUAUUGGCAGACUUAGCCGGUUCGGAUUCAUCCAGAAUCCGGACCGGAAACGCUCUGUUUGCUUUUUUUAUGGGGGUGGGGAAUGUACUCGGCUAUGCAGCCGGGUCCUACACCCACCUAUACAAACUUGCCCCUUUCACAAAAACCCACGCAUGCGACGUGUAUUGCGCAAAUUUAAAAACAUGUUUUUUCAUAGCGAUAGUGCUUUUAAUGUCAAUAACAAUACUUGCCCUCGCGACAGUUCACGAGGACGUGUUUGAGUCAGAGGAAGAAACAAAAAUAUCCGAAGAAAAAGAAUUAUUUUUCUUCGGAGAAAUGAUAAGCGCACUAAAAAAGCUGUCACGUCCGAUGUGGAUACUAUUAUUAGUCACGUGUCUAAACUGGAUAGCUUGGUUUCCAUUUUUAUUAUUCGAUACCGAUUGGAUGGGGCGUGAAGUGUACGGAGGUAAACUUGGGGAAGGUAUGAGGUACAACCAAGGGGUGCGGGCGGGUGCCUUCGGGUUGUUGCUAAAUUCGGUAGUGUCUGGGGUUGCUUCGUUAGGGAUUGAGCGGCUAGCGCGUUGGUGCGGUGGUGUAAAAAGGUUAUGGGGAGGGGUAAAUUUACUGUUAGGGGUGUGUUUAGGAAUGACUGUUUUGGUAACUAAAAUUGCCGAGGAUACACGUAAGUUUGAAACGGUAAAUGGAGUUACCAUGCCUUCAUUACCGUCUCAUGGUCUAAAAGGUGGUGCUUUGGCUAUUUUUGCUGUGCUUGGUAUCCCUCUUUCGGUGACAUUUAGUAUUCCUUGUGCUUUGGCCUCCAUCUUUUCUAAUGAUUCAGGGGUGGGACAAGGUUUGUCAUUAGGUGUUCUUAACCUUGCAAUUGUUAUACCCCAGAUGUUUGUAUCGGUACUAAGUGGACCGUGGGAUGCAUUAUUUGGAGGUGGAAAUUUACCAGCAUUUGUUGUAGGAGCAGUAGCUGCGGCGAUAAGUGGGAUAUUAGCAUUUACUCUGCUUCCAUCACCGCCACCAGAUGUUGUGCUAGCCAAGGUUUCCGGGUCAGCAAUGCACUAACUGUGUGCAUCUUGUUCUUCAAACUAUAUAUGUGUCCAAAUCUAUAUUGUAAUAACUUAGGUAAAAAACCAUGUUUGUGGUGUGCAACGGUUAAACGUUAUGUUGUUUUGCUUAAGCGGUUGGCAUGUAAUAUUAGUACCGUGUCAUCAUGACUUGAGACAAAGGCAUCUA
This is a messenger RNA of Erigeron canadensis, 1763 nucleotides long. Its product is annotated as sucrose transport protein-like. Gene Ontology annotation, biological process: sucrose transport. Gene Ontology annotation, molecular function: sucrose:proton symporter activity. Gene Ontology annotation, cellular component: plasma membrane; vacuole. Lineage: Eukaryota; Viridiplantae; Streptophyta; Magnoliopsida; Asterales; Asteraceae. The record is from RefSeq and is a predicted model, not a curated record. The transcript is spliced from 4 exons. Bases 42 to 1592 code for a protein of 516 amino acids.